AUGAACGAACAAUCUACAGAUUACCUACCCGACACAAAUAAACUACAACCUAAACAAAAAAAGCAUCGAACUACUAAAAAGGAGAUGGAAAUACUUUCCGCAUUGAAAGUAUAUAAAGAUAAACUACCAGACGAUGCCAUUGCUUCUGUUUGUGAAAAUUUAUCAGAGAUUUGGUCUAAAAAAAAGGUACGAGAGUGGUGGAAUUAUCAUAAGGACAAAUGGAACGUUCCGAUAAACGAUAACAAUGAUUCAUUUUGUGUUGCGUCUAACAAUGAUAACACCGCUUCAUGGAUAGGACCACAACAUAGUUUUUCUCAUAGUUUCGGUUUGACGGAUGCUUUAAGCAACGCUAACAACGUUCCACGGGGGACUUUUGCUAGUACCUCUAACAACGUUCAAUGGGACGCAAGUGCUCUCGAAGCAUGGGGGGUGCCCCCCAAUGCUAACAACAGUUUAUGGGCAGACGAUUCUAACGAUGUCUCAUGGGAUUAUUCACCUUGA
Molecule: messenger RNA, 501 nt
Organism: Funneliformis caledonium
Lineage: Eukaryota; Fungi; Glomeromycota; Glomeromycetes; Glomerales; Glomeraceae
Source: the annotation of a GenBank genome assembly